AUGUCGGAAUUACAAAACCCAAACACCUACUUCGACCUGGCCGACAAGGUGGCCGUUGUCACCGGCGGAUCUCGAGGCCUGGGACUGCAUGCAGCCACCGUUUUCCUCCGAGCGGGUGCAAAGACCGUCUUUGUCACCGCGCGCAAAGCAGAGGGCGUCAAUGCCGCUGUAGACCAACUCAACAAGCUCCCUGGCAUCAAAGGCAAGGCGAUCGGCAUUGCUGCGAACGUGGCGGAUACCAAGGAAAUCCAGCGCCUCGUAGGCGACGUCCAGGAGCACGAACCGCAGGUGGAUAUCCUCGUCGCUAACGCCGGCGCCUCCUGGGGUGGACCCUUCGAGCCGACCCCCGACCGGGCCACGGAGAAAGUGCUCGACCUCAACGUCAAAGGCGUCUUCAACCUCGCUCGGCUGUUCACCCCCCUGCUUGCCAAGGCUGGCACGCCCUCAUCGCCGUCGCGCAUCAUCGUCGUCAGCUCGACCGCGGGCAGCACCGUCCCGCACGUCGGCGAGCACGGCACCAUCAUGUAUUCGGUGUCUAAGGCUGCAGCGCAACAUCUGACGCGCAAUCUGGCCGUCGAGCUGGGCCCGCGCAACAUCACGGUUAACAGCAUUUCCCCCGGCUUCUUCCCCUCCAAGCUUGCCAACGGGCUGAUCGACAUUCUUGGUGGGGAGGAGGAGCUCAAGCAGGAGAAUCCCCGUCGCCGACUGGGGGUGCCGGAUGAUAUUGCGGCGACCAUGCUGUUUCUGGCCAGCCCGGGAGCCAACUAUAUUAAUGGGGUCGACAUUCCUUGCGAUGGUGGGAGAAGGUUGGUGCAUGUGAAAUUGUAA
Molecule: messenger RNA, 828 nt
Organism: Aspergillus campestris IBT 28561
Lineage: Eukaryota; Fungi; Ascomycota; Eurotiomycetes; Eurotiales; Aspergillaceae
Product: SDR family NAD(P)-dependent oxidoreductase
Exons: 2
Coding region: 1-828 (275 amino acids)
Molecular function (GO): oxidoreductase activity
Source: RefSeq, a predicted model, not a curated record